ACUCAAAUUGUUCUCGCAUUCUCGCUGUUGCUAUGUCGUUUAUCAUUAUUGCACUCGUAUUAGUAUUCCUGCAGUCCAUACUGUGUCUGUAGUCCAUACUAUGUCUGCAAUGCAUAUUUUCUCAGAGAUUCUGAUAGAUUAAGCAAUAUGUACAACAAAUUGGCCCAUCUAGUACUGUAAUCUUGUAACACAAGCUAGUAUUAGAUUGAUGCAACAACUCGCCAUUUCCAAUCGACAAAAUGGCUAAACUAUGUAGUACCAUCCAGGACGCUAGAUACACCACCCAUAGGUUUUCACUGGGCAUCAACAGUGACUUGAGCAGAAUAUAUCGGCGCCGUAUACAGAGCGCGUGAUUUUUGUGCCAAUAAUAACUUCUCGCUUCAAAUCUUCAAGUUUGAAGGACGUGGAUGAUCACAAGACUCACCAACAGCCGGGUAUGUCAGAGUCAACGAUUAUCGUUGAACACUCAGAAAGGGUGGGGAUUAUCAAGCUCAAUCGACCUAGGGCUUAUAACGCACUGUCUGGAACAUUGAUAAACGAAUUAUUGGAUGCUUUGAGGUCGUUCGAGAGCGACCCCAGCGUAGGCGCUAUUAUCCUGACAGGCAACGAAAAAGGAUUCUGCUGGUCAGCUCCAAAACCUUUCUACACAAAUCAAUCUGAUUACCUCGCAGCUGGUGCGGACAUCAAGGAGCAAAGUGAACUAUCUUUUGUCAAUGCAUAUAAUCAAGACUAUCUGAAGAAUCUAAAUGACGGAUUCUUUGCCAUUCAUAAGCCAAUAAUCGGAGUCAUCAAUGGCAUCGCACUGGGAGGUGGCUGUGAGCUGGCGAUGAUGUGUGACAUUUUGUAUGCAGCAGAGACUGCAACGUUUGGGCAGCCAGAAAUCACACUGGGAACCAUCCCAGGAGCUGGAGGGACGCAGCGCUUAAUCAGGGCUAUUGGGAAAUCGAAAGCAAUGCACAUGAUAUUGACGGGGGAAAUGAUUAGUGCAAAGGAAGCCGAAGCAGCAGGGCUUGUGGCUAAGGUCCUCCCUACAGAGCAGGUCUUUAGUGCAGCCUUGAAGACAGCGAGCAAGAUAGCGAGCUUCUCUGCACCCAUCGUGGCAAUGGCAAAGGAGGCGGUCAACGAAGCUGAAGAGCUGGGGCUAAAGAAUGGGCUACGUUUCGAAAGCAGACUUUACCACGCGACCUUCGGACUGGAGGAUCAUGCAGAAGGGUUCCAAGCAUUCCUCGCCAAACCCAAGCGCGCAGCCCAGUGGACACACAAGUGA
Molecule: messenger RNA, 1267 nt
Organism: Suillus subalutaceus
Lineage: Eukaryota; Fungi; Basidiomycota; Agaricomycetes; Boletales; Suillaceae
Product: ClpP/crotonase-like domain-containing protein
Exons: 5
Coding region: 437-1267 (276 amino acids)
Biological process (GO): fatty acid beta-oxidation
Cellular component (GO): mitochondrion
Molecular function (GO): enoyl-CoA hydratase activity
Source: RefSeq, a predicted model, not a curated record